AGCUUACAACUACACCUGGCUCUCCACGUAUCACUAAAGUCGUGUUUCUCACGGAGAAUAACUGUGCGCCCAAUCCGUACUCGGCAGCUCCGCUCUCGGUUUCCCGGCGCCGCUGCACUGCACUUCUCGAUUCCAUCGUAGCUCCCCACAAUUGCUCUGAAAUCGCCCUCCCUCGUAUUCUCCCAAAGGGCACAGUUACUUGCAGGAUUCAAAAACAUCAUACAUAACAACGAGGACCCUAAAGAAUUGCUCUGUAGUUUAUAUGGCUGCUUCAGAGGCAGCUCUACAAGUUAUCUCUGGGGCAGUGCCAUGUCAAAUUUACACAAACUUGAGAUCCACAGCACGUCUUUCCUUUAAAAAAAGUGUCAAGGUCCAUAAUGAGGGAAAUAGUGGCAGCAUAUUUCUAACUGGUCAGGUGUUGCUUCAAAAUUAUGCAGGACAACUUGUAAUUAGAGAUAAAUCCAGUUUUACUGGAAAGGGACAAAACAGACAGUCAAAAUUUUCACUUUGUAAUUGCGUUGGGGCUGAAAGUGUUCGGGGCUCUUUUAUUGAGGAUGGACAUACAAAUGGUUCACGGAGCUUUGAUGCAAAACAACAGUUGAAAUAUGACAAAGAAGGCUUACUGUCCAGUAAUGAAUCAGCCUUGGAAACAGCACCUGGCCAGGUGUUUAGUGAAAUUAAUGUAAAUUCUUUGGAGGAUGAAGCAUGGGAUUUUCUGCGAGCAUCUGUUGUAUAUUAUUGUGGUAAUCCAGUUGGAACUAUUGCUGCUAAUGAUCCGAGUGACCCAAACACUCUCAACUAUGAUCAAGUGUUUAUACGUGAUUUUAUUCCUUCUGCUAUUGCUUUCCUGUUGAAGGGAGAAUAUGAAAUUGUUAGGAACUUUAUCUUGCACACUCUUCAGCUGCAGAGUUGGGAGAAAACCAUGGAUUGUCAUAGCCCUGGACAAGGACUUAUGCCAGCAAGUUUCAAAGUGCGUGUGGUUCCCCUAGAGGGCAAUGAUUCUGCAACUGAGGAGAUCUUAGAUCCUGACUUUGGUGAGGCUGCUAUUGGUCGGGUUGCACCAGUUGAUUCUGGUUUGUGGUGGAUCAUCUUACUUCGUGCAUAUGGAAAAUGCACUGGAGACCUUUCUGUUCAGGAGAGAAUUGAUGUACAGACUGGAAUGAAAAUGAUUUUGAAGCUUUGCUUAGCAGAUGGUUUUGAUAUGUUUCCAACUUUAUUGGUAACAGAUGGAUCAUGCAUGAUAGAUCGCCGGAUGGGCAUCCAUGGCCACCCACUUGAAAUCCAGGCAUUAUUUUAUUCAGCUCUGCUUUGUGCACGUGAAAUGCUUACUCCUGAGGAAUCCUCGGCUGACCUUAUAACAGCGCUUAACAAUCGAUUGGUCUCUCUAUCAAUUCACAUUCGAGAAUACUACUGGAUUGACAUGAAGAAGUUGAAUGAAAUUUAUCGAUACAAAACAGAGGAGUACUCUUUUGAUGCAGUUAACAAAUUCAACAUUUACCCUGAUCAAAUCCCUCCGUGGCUUGUGGAAUGGAUGCCUAGCAAAGGAGGCUAUCUUAUUGGAAAUUUACAGCCAGCACACAUGGACUUCCGGUUCUUUUCACUGGGAAAUUUAUGGGCUAUAGUAUGUAGUCUUGCAACCACAGAGCAAUCAAAUGCAAUAUUGGAUCUUCUUGAGGCAAAAUGGUCUGAUCUAAUAGCUUCCAUGCCAAUGAAACUUUGUUACCCUGCUCUUGAGGGCCAGGAGUGGCGGAUAAUCACAGGCAGUGAUCCAAAAAAUACCCCUUGGUCUUAUCACAAUGGAGGUUCGUGGCCAACUUUGCUGUGGCAGCUGACCGUGGCAUGCAUAAAGAUGAAUAGGCUGGAGAUUGCAGAAAAUGCAAUCAGGGUUGCUGAACAACGGUUGUCUAGAGACAAGUGGCCUGAAUACUACGACACUAAAGGAGCAAGAUUUGUAGGGAAGCAGGCGCAUCUCUUUCAAACUUGGUCUAUCGCCGGAUAUCUAGUUGCUAAACUUCUUACCAAGAACCCAGGUGCGGCAAAUAUGUUGAUUAAUGUUGAGGACGCAGCGCUUCUCAAUGUCUUUUCCUGCACCCUCAAUGCCAAUCCAAGGGGAAAACGUCCCCGUAAAGGGCCAAAAAAGAGUUUUAUCAUAUGAAGAGGGCACAUUUUGAGCAUGAAAUUCUGCUAGCAUUUAUGAGUGCAACAAAAUGCUCCCUUGAUCACCCAUUUCCAGGCCUUACUCCAAGAUAUGACAGUCAAAUAGUUGAAUCUCCUGCAAAGUUCUGCUGUAUAUUCGGUUGGAGGUCACACAAGUAAAUCUUAUUACGAGAUGCGGAUAUGGACCCCCUAUUCUUUUUUAUUUCAUCACAUGCCUGUUUUCACACUCUUCUAUCAAAUGUGAAGCAAGCCAGUGUAUGUAAUGCUCUGUGUAGGUAAUUUAAACAGGAUCAUGUUGAAUAAGGUGUUUUGUUGGCGGACUACAUGUAAUAUUUCAGUGCAGUAAUGUAAGUUGUAUUACACUCUUGCUUGUUAGACAGGGGCUUUGAGAAGAACAAUGUUAUGAAAGAAUUGGGCACAUUCAGCAGGGCUGCUGCAAAAAUGAAUUUGAUGUGUAAAGCAGAACUUAUCCAGUUGCAUACUUUAUUAACUAUAACUAGCUUGUUUGAUGAUGCGUAACAGAUCACAGAAGGACCAGUCGCAUUGUUGGAACUACAGGAAUUCAUCCUUUUCAUAUUAGAAGCUGCGUAGCUAAGGUAUAACAUUUCCCAAAUCAAACGACCUGGGCACUUCAGGAGGUGUCUCACAUCUUAUCAAAGCCCAGUUCAGGCCAUCGAAGAAAGGGUGUUGCUUGAUCUCAGCAGCUCCCUUUGAUGAUCCAAGCCUAUUUUCGGGCUCUUUCUUCAACAACCUUCUGAUCAAAUCCCGAGCAUGAGAACUAACAAUUGGGCAUUGAGGAAAGUUAAGGCACUGGGACACCACAUUGGAUACAGUUUCCUCGUUGUUUGAUCCUUUGAAGGGUGUCUUACCAUAUAAAAGCUCGUAUAGGAAGAUUCCAAAUGUCCACCAAUCAACAGCACUACCAUGACCUUCUCCUCUGAUGAUCUCGGGAGCAAGGUACUCAUGUGUGCCGACAAAGGAGUUGGAUCGAACACCUGUAGGCUCAACUACAAGCUGUGGCAGUGGAAUAACCUGAAUUGGGAGUUCAGACUUAAGCUUACCUGUUUUGGCUGCUGCAGACAAGAACCUGGUUGUGAAGCAGGAAAGUUGCCAUGAUGGUUGAAGGCAGAGAGGAUCUAUGCAGCUAGAAGCCGAGCAUGGACUAGAGGCCCUCUUUGGCGGCUCAGAAACAGGGGAGGGUGUCUCGAGAAGCACAGGCUUUACUGAACAUCUGAGGGACAAAUCGAAAUCUGAGAGCAUAAUGUGGCCAUCUUCCCUUACCAAAACGUUCUCAGGCUUCAAGUCUCGAUACACCACCCCAAGCAUGUGAAGGUAUUCAAGCGCAAGAAGAACUUCAGCAACAUAAAAUCUGCACAUCAAAGUAACGAUAUAAACUGGAAACACUUGGUUGGCUGCUUUUGUCGAAGCAAGUGGAGAUCACCACCAGGACAAUGUUCCAUUACCAAACAAGAGAACUUGCCGGUGGAAAAAUGGGCGUAAAGUGUGGGAAGGAAGGGAUGAUCCAGAAUUUCGAGUAUCUCCUUCUCAGUUUCUGCCCUCAUCAAUUUCUUUCGACUAAGUAAACAUUCAUUGUCCAUGAUUUUCACAGCAAACAAACAGCCUGUGCCAUUCAGCUCGGACAGGUAAACUGUGGCAAUGUCUCCAUCACCUAUCUUCUGCAACAACCUGAAGUGUCGUAAGCCCAAACUGCCAUGCUGCUUCUGAACACGCCAUAUAGCUUCCCAUCUCAAAUCCUUCGACAUGUGUGGGCGAUAACCACUACGGCUCAACCCACUUAGAUAUAUGUGGAACAAGAGCAUGCUUAUUUGUACUGGGGGCUGGAGUAGCUGAACUAGACGCCUUCUCCAACUCAUUACAUCCCGUUUCCGGGUCGAGGUCAGGUAUUCGAUGCGCUAUCACACUAGGUUGACAAUCUUCUUCAUCCCUAGCACCUACAUUUUGCUGGCCCUGAAUUUUUGUCACAGUAGUGCUUUUCAGCUUCCAGGUUCUUAAAUUUUGCUCCCAUGAACCUAACCCUCCACUUGAACUUCUCGUUAGCUUAUUCGGGUUUUUCUGUUUUGCAUGUGUAAUAACUGAUUUCUCAUCUGGAGCAGGAGCUAUCUCAUCAAACUCCACAAGUUCAGUUGCCGUGUCUUUCGACGCCACCCCGCAAUCAGAGGCCAUAUCUGAAACAUUUGAGGAGCUCCUUUCGGGAACUAAGGAUAUCUCCAUCAAAUUUCUUUCGCCUUCGUCUCUAGGCUGUCCAGCUUCACCGGCCUUGAUUACUACAGACCUAUACAGCUUCUUGCUAGCCCCUGUUUCAGAUAUUGCAGGUGAACCUAAAGGUCUCGACAUUCGUUUCUUCACUGCAGCCAUCUCCGAUGCCUGAGAGAUGCACAAACCUCUCAGUGCUUGUUUCAAACUAACUGCUUCCGAGAUCCCAAUCCCUGAGACUUGUGCACGGCCAACCCUCAUCGGUCUUUUCAUCGCACUCUUGCUUAAGGUUUUUGGCAAGGCUCCCAUAACCGCCGAAGACAUAUAUAUUACGAUGAAAGCUGGACCAACUUAUGCUUAACCCAUGAGAUAAAAUCCAAUCAAGAGAUAUUUAUGGGAAUGAACUCUAGAGCUGCAGCUACUGCACCAGACAUGCUGAGAUUGUUGAGGUAAAUACCCUUCUCUGCAUUCAUUUUUACAGCAGUACAAUAUCAAUUCUAUUAUCUUUAAGAAAUACACACUUCAUAACUUUCUACAUCUAAAAUUAAAUCCAAAAUUUAUUUAUUCUCCAUGCAAAAUAGGAGAUCACCUCAUCUAAAGCACUCAAUUAAAAGACUAAGCUGAUACAAGUAUCAUUUAAUGUUUAGUUUAUAGUUUAUACUAAGCCCUCCUAAGAUAUAUAAUUACUCCUACACCAACCCCUUUGUCCAACCUUUAAAUAGAAACCACAGAAAUGGACAAGUAAGCCAAAUGAAUGUACAUAUAUUAAAAUUUUCAAUAUUAAUUGCUAUUGAAUUCAAGAAAUACACACAUCAGCACAAAACCCUUUGGCUCAUCAAAAUCAUUGAAUUUGAUAAAAGAAUUCAUACUUCCAUGCCCAAACAAUAUGAUAAGCACUCAUAUCUUGAAAAACAAGCAUGAACCCUCAAAGAUCAACAACAAUCAAGAAAUUGGACCACUUUCUCUCCGCACAUACAGCAGCAAGAACUUGAAGAAGAAGAAGAAGAAGAAGAAGAAAAAAAAAAGAAAGAUAAGAGCAGAAGCAUACAUACACUCACACA
Molecule: messenger RNA, 5432 nt
Organism: Andrographis paniculata
Lineage: Eukaryota; Viridiplantae; Streptophyta; Magnoliopsida; Lamiales; Acanthaceae
Product: neutral/alkaline invertase 3, chloroplastic-like
Exons: 12
Coding region: 263-2155 (630 amino acids)
Biological process (GO): sucrose catabolic process
Cellular component (GO): chloroplast
Molecular function (GO): endo-alpha-N-acetylgalactosaminidase activity; sucrose alpha-glucosidase activity
Source: RefSeq, a predicted model, not a curated record